This is a messenger RNA of Elgaria multicarinata webbii, 2728 nucleotides long. It is a transcript of the gene FERMT3, whose product is annotated as FERM domain containing kindlin 3. The coding region runs from base 138 to 2114 and encodes 658 amino acids. The transcript is spliced from 15 exons. Gene Ontology annotation, molecular function: integrin binding. Lineage: Eukaryota; Metazoa; Chordata; Lepidosauria; Squamata; Anguidae. The record is from RefSeq and is a predicted model, not a curated record. Gene Ontology annotation, biological process: cell-matrix adhesion; leukocyte cell-cell adhesion; regulation of cell-cell adhesion mediated by integrin. Gene Ontology annotation, cellular component: cell-substrate junction.
GGCAAGUGGGAAGGAACCGCCCUGGACAGCAGGAACGUUGUAGCAGAAUUGAGCAGUCCACAGGAUCCAGGAGCCGCUUUCUGGGACACCUCCAGAAAAGGUCUUCGGGGUGAGACCACAGCCUCAAAGGGCUCACCAUGGCUGGGCUGAAAACAGCCACUGGGGAGUACAUUGAUGACUCUUGGGAGCUCAGCGUUUUUGUAGAAGACCUGGGUCCUGAGGCUGCUCCGGUCACACUCCGGGUUACCGGCAACUUACAUAUUGGAGGCAUCAUGCUACAGAUUGUGAACAAAUUAGAACUUCAGAGGGACUGGUCAGACCAUGCCCUUUGGUGGGAACAGAAGAAACUUUGGCUGCUGAAGACAAACUGGAGCUUGGAUAAAUACGGGAUUUUGGCAGACGCCAAACUCCUGUACACUCCCCAGCACAAGCCGGUGCUCCUUUCCUUGCCAAAUCGCUGCAGCGUCCGAAUCCGGGCCAACUUCGCCCAGCCUGUCUUCCGCACGGUUGGCGACAUCUGCAGGGUGCUUGGUAUUCGCCACCAUGAAGAGCUGUCAUUGCUGCGCGCCCCAGAGGAGAAGGACAAGCGGAAGGCGAAGGAGAAAGAGAGAAGCAUGGUGGAGAUCUAUGACCUGUCUGGGGUGCGGCUGCCGGCAAGUGCAGAACAGCAGCAGUUUCGCGGGAUGCCCGCUCACUUCUCGGACAGCGCCGAGACCGAGACCUGCUAUCGGAUGCUGUCCGUCAGUCAGACUGGUCUGACCCCCGAGCAGAUCGUGCGAAUGCAUCGGCCGGGAUCCAUCAUUGAGAAGACACAGAUCAACAGCAGGUGGCUGGAUUCAUCGCGGACUUUGCUGCAGCAGCAAGUGAAGGAGUACGAGUCCUUAUGGCUGCGUUUCAAGUACUACAGCUUCUUUGACCUGGAGCCCAAGUAUGAUGCUGUGAGGAUCAACCAGCUGUAUGAACAGGCACGCUGGGCCGUUCUGUUGGAGGAGAUUGAUUGCACUGAAGAAGAGAUGGUGGUGUUUGCUGCUCUGCAGUAUCGCAUCAACCAGCUGUCUUUGAACGCCAACCCUGUGGAGCAGCCUGGCGACUCUGGCCUUGAUGACUUGGAUAAAGCCCUCGCCACCCUAGAAGUCAAGCUAGAAGGUUCGGCAUCAGCUUCUCCCAGCAUUCUGGACAGCCUCACAGCUAUCCCAGAAUUGAAGGAUUACCUCCGAAUAUUCAGGCCCCGCAAGCUCACUCUGAAAGGUUACAAGCAGUAUUGGGUGAUCUUCAAAGAGACGUCCAUCUCCUACUACAAGAGCCCCGAGGAAGCGCUGGGAGAGCCGGUGCAACAGCUCAACCUCAAGGGCUGUGAAGUAGUCCCGGACGUCAACAUAUCUGGCCAGAAAUUCUGCAUCAAGCUGUUGGUGCCUUCGCCUGAUGGGAUGAGCGAAGUACACUUGCGCUGUGCGGAUGAGCAGCAGUACGCCCGCUGGAUGGCUGCUUGCAGAUUAGCAGCGAAGGGCAAGACCAUGGCGGACGCAUCAUACCAAGCAGAGGUGGAGAACAUCCUGUCGUUCCUGAAGCUGCAGCGGACCAACCCGGACGCGCCCCAGGCUCCGGAGGCGGAGGGCGCCCAGUGGCUCGUGUCCCCGCGCUACCAGAAGAAAUUCAAACCUAAGCAGUUAACACCCCGCAUCCUAGAGGCUUAUCAGAACAUAGCCCAGCUCUCGCUUCCCGAAGCCAAGAUGAAAUUUAUCCAAGCCUGGCAGUCCCUCCCUGAUUUUGGGAUCUCUUACUUCGUAGUCCGGUUCAAGGGCAGCCGGAAGGAUGAAAUCUUGGGCAUCGCCAACAACCGUUUAAUCCGCAUCGACCUGGCUGUUGGGGAUGUGGUGAAGACCUGGCGAUACAGCAACAUGCGACAGUGGAAUGUUAACUGGGAUAUCCGGCAGGUGGCCAUAGAGUUCGACGAGCACAUUAACGUGGCCUUCAGCUGCGUCUCUGCCGGUUGCAAGAUUGUCCACGAAUACAUCGGUGGGUACAUCUUCCUGUCCACCCGCGCGGCCGACCGAGGCCAGACGCUGGACGAAGAGCUCUUCCACAAGCUGACGGGGGGCCACGAAGCCCUCUGACCUUCCGCCACACGGCCGUCCCCUUCCCUGGGACACGCACACGGGGCCCGCUGCCUCCUCAAGGAACUCUCUAGCCGAAACGGGUGGUCAGAGCCUCUAACUGGAGCCUGGGGUGUCCCUUUAAGAACUUGGGAGAGGAGCUUCGAAAGGGCCAGGGAGUGAGAUUGCUUGUUAAGAGAGAGGGGAAAAACCUUUCUUACUGCAGCCAAAGGAGCAGAGGCCUGCAGGAAAAGGAGUCUUUGAACAAGCUGGGUGCUGCCAGUGGGGGAGGGAUGGGUGGGGUGUUCGGAAUUCCCCCCCCCCCCCAGAGGUGGGGGAAUAACAAAUGCAGCCUCCUUGCUCCAAGGAGGACAAUUUUACCAACUCCCGUGUCUCUAGCCCCUUAUCUGCCCCUUUCCAGCAUCUUUGAAUGAUUGCAACUCGCAAAACCUUCCCAAUUCUUGGGCUAGCUUUCGGGCCCUACGGGUAGCUCAGAGCAAUUUGGGUCAAGAGGCCUUUAAUGAUGACUAAAUGGGAUGGAAUAUUGCUCUUUGCGGGGGGGAGAUGGGAUUGUGUUUGCUUCUUUGUUGUUAUUAUACACCCCCCCAUGGGGCUAUUAAAAUGCUGGAAAUGCC